Messenger RNA from Toxorhynchites rutilus septentrionalis, 2034 nucleotides. RefSeq lists its product as uncharacterized. The record is from RefSeq and is a predicted model, not a curated record. NCBI's taxonomy places the organism in Eukaryota, Metazoa, Arthropoda, Insecta, Diptera, Culicidae. The transcript has 3 exons. Bases 1 to 2034 code for a protein of 677 amino acids.
AUGGCAUGUGGUGAUUACGACAUCGUCGUUCUUACCGAAACUUGGCUGCGACCCGAUAUUGCGAAUACUGAGCUGGCGUCCGAUUAUACGAUACGAUCGUUGCGAUCUAACUACACUCAAUUGGAGCAAGUCGUCGCUUCCGUCAAACUCCCUGACCUUACUAUUUACAUCUGUGGCAUCUACAUUCGGCCCAACUCUCAUCCCGAUGUAUACACCAUGCAUUCUAACGCCGUAUGUGACAUCUGCGACCGCGCAUUGGACACUGACUCCAUUGUCGUAGUCGGCGACUAUAAUCUCCCAUACUUAUCAUGGACGUUCGACGAGGACAUAAACAGUUAUUUGCCUAGUAACGCCUCCACGGAAGCCGAACUUGUGUUCACGGAAACAAUAGCUGCAUCUGGACUCCAUCAAAUCAACACGCUUCGCAACUCGAACAAUAGGAUUCUCGACUUAGCAUUUGUUAACGAUAGUUGCAAUGCCGAAAUCAUCGAGCCACCCUUUCCUCUUUUGAAACUUGACGCUCAUCAUAAACCUUUUGUUCUCCGUAUUCAACUCGUCGUGUGUUCUCAGCAAGUUCCUGAUGAUUCUUGUGACGAUCCCGAUUUUGACUUCAAGCGAUGUGACUUCACUGCACUGAACAACCUUCUUUCAGGUGUUGACUGGAACGAAAUCAUUGGCGUAGAGUCAACAAACUGCGCAACGGCAGUAUUCUAUGAAAAAGUUUACGAGAUCCUUCGCGAUAACGUUCCUCGCAAACGAAGAUGUCAAGCACCCAGUUUUAAGCACUCAUGGUGGACGUCGGAGUUGCGACGUCUCCGUAACAGCGUCCGCAAAGCCCGAAAAGUUUACUUUCGAGAAAAAUCCAGUCACGUGAAAGAAAAGCUUAAGCAUCUUGAAGCGUGCUAUAGUGAGUGUCGAAUAGCAGCUUUUCGCUCUUAUACAGAUCGAAUUGGAUCGAAUUUGAAACAGAAUCCGAAAAGCUUCUGGUCGUAUGUGAAAAGUCGUAAAAGCGGAUCGCAUAUUCCGGAGAAUGUAUCGUAUGGUGACUUAACAGCUACCACCCCUGAAGAAGCAGCUAAUCUGUUCGCAAAUUUCUUCCGAAGCGUGCACAGUGAUGACCCACCAGCAUUCUCUGCAACAGAGUUUGAGAACAUUUCGCCGCUAAACGUAAGUUUGCCACCGUUAACCAUCACGCCGAAUGAUGUUCUUUCAGCCCUGAAGAAACUUGAUAUCUCCAAAGGCGCUGGUACCGAUCGUUUGCCUCCAACUUUCCUAAAAGAGUGUGCCGAAUCUAUGAUGACUCCGCUCAGCCUCAUCUUCAACCGUUCGCUAAUUGAACGAUCGUUCCCAACUAUGUGGAAGACGGCUUCGAUUACUCCCGUGCAUAAAUCGGGUGGUACUCACAUAGUCGACAACUAUCGUGGAAUUUCCAUCCUUUGCUGCAUAGCAAAAGUUUUCGAAGAUAUUAUUCACGCAGUCCUCUACAAUGCAGCACGCCCGCUUAUAUCUGACGCUCAACAUGGAUUCGUGAAGAAAAGAUCAACUGUCUCGAACCUUAUGUGCUACACAACAUCACUCGUGGAGCAAAUGGACAAGCGUUGCCAGGUGGACUCUAUAUAUUUCGACUUCUCAAGGGCGUUCGACAAGGUGCCUCAUGGUCUUGCCAUUCGAAAGCUUAAUCAUCUGGGACUUCCAAGCUGGAUAACAGAAUGGCUCAGUUCGUACCUGGCUGGAAGAGAAGCAUUUGUGAAAAUUGGAACGCUCGCUUACGUAUGUAUAGCAUCCCCUCAGGAGUUCCUCAAGCUCGCUGGCAUAUAUGGCGUCCCAUUCAACACAAGUGAACCACUUCCACGAUGGAGCUCAUCAGCUAAACAGCAGCAGCAGCUAGUUUCAUGGCGCUGGGAAGUCACCCAAAGGCAACAUAUCCCGAAUGGCAACGGUGGUGACAGCCCACAAUGCUCCACCCCUGGAGCCCCAGCUUCCUACCGGGUGCUACCGGGUUGUAAGAGCCUACCUGUGAUCCAGAGCAGAUGA